AUGUAUAACCCACACCGUGGUAUGGUUACUGCUCCAAACUCACGAUUGACAGAGCUGCUCGAUCAGCUGCGCCAGGAGUAUGAGAACCAGUCGCGGAAUACCGGCGAGUUUGAACAUCAACUCACGGGCCAACUCCAGGAGAUGGAGAUGAUCAGACAGAAAGUGUACCAGCUGGAGCAGGCGCAGAUAAAAAUGAAGCAAGAAUACGAGGCUGAAAUCCGCACUCUUCGAAUGGAACUCGAAUCUCGUGGCGUGCAUCUCCCCCAGUCUCACAUUGGUGGUCCCCCAACACAUGCUGGGCCUUCUCAAGCUCCUCCUCCCGCGCUUGGACAUGGCCCUGCCAAUCUGUUUGGCGGCAUCAUGACCAACCCAGGAGGUGGAGCUCCAGCCCUUGCGCCCCCUCCUCCUCCACAGGACCAGCAACAACCGCCCCAGCACGCUCUUCAGCAACCCGGUUCUGGCGCCCAAGGCCCUCCUCAACCACAGCAAGGUGCCUUUGGAGGGUAUCAGCCUGCCUCUGCAGUUAACGGUUAUGGACCUCCACCUCCCGCUCCAACCUCGUCCCCAGGCCCUGGAAAAGGCAGAGCCAGUCGCGCACCUCCCGGUCCAGCCACCCCCCAACAGAACCAUCAAGUCGCCUAUCCCGACACUCGUGCAUCCCCUCAGAUGCCCCGCCCCACUCCUCCUGGCCAGCAACUGAGCUAUCGCGUAGGAAACACACUCGCAGACCUGGAUCCUGACAAGUUGCCCCCCAGCCAAAAGCGCGAAGGUUCUGAUUGGUACGCCGUUUUCAACCCGGAGGUUCCUCGUUUGCUGGAUGUCGACCUUGUCCACCAUCUCGUUCAUGACAGUGUAGUUUGUUGUGUUAGGUUCAGCAAUGAUGGGAAAUUUGUUGCUACGGGCUGCAAUCGCUCUGCGCAGAUCUUUGACGUUCAGAGUGGACAGCUUGUCACCUCUUUGCAAGAUGAUUCUGUUCUUGAUAAGGAAGGGGACCUUUAUAUCCGUAGCGUCUGCUUUAGUCCAGAUGGGAGAUACCUUGCUACUGGUGCAGAAGAUAAACAGAUUAGAGUCUGGGAUAUCCAAAAACGCACCAUAAAACACAUCUUCUCCGGCCACGAACAAGAUAUCUACUCUCUCGACUUCGCCCGCAAUGGCCGCUACAUUGCCUCCGGCUCCGGCGACAAAACCGUCCGCCUCUGGGACAUCGUCGACGGCAAGCAGGAACUAAUCCUCAGCAUCGAAGAUGGCGUUACUACCGUCGCCAUAUCUCCCGAUGGCCGCUUCGUCGCUGCCGGUUCCCUCGAUAAGAGUGUUCGGGUCUGGGAUACGACGACUGGAUAUCUUAUUGAGCGUCUUGAGAAUCCGGAUGGGCAUAUGGAUAGUGUGUAUUCUGUGGCGUUUGCGCCGAAUGGGAGGGAUCUUGUGUCGGGCAGUUUGGAUAAGACUAUUAAAUUGUGGGAGUUGACGCCGCCUAGAGGGAUGGUCCCUGGUUCUGGUCCUAAGGGUGGCAAGUGUGUUAGGACUUUUGAGGGGCAUAAGGAUUUUGUUCUUAGUGUCUGCUUGACACCCGAUGGACGCUGGGUUAUGAGUGGAUCUAAGGAUCGUGGCGUACAGUUCUGGGAUCCAGCGACUGGGAAUGCGCAGAUGAUGCUUCAGGGCCAUAAGAAUUCAGUUAUCUCCGUCGCACCCAGCCCAGUCGGCAACCUGUUUGCGACCGGAAGCGGAGACAUGCGUGCUAGAAUCUGGAGGUUAGUUUCAACCCUCAACGUUUGA
Paracoccidioides brasiliensis Pb18 is the source of this 1773-nucleotide messenger RNA. RefSeq lists its product as uncharacterized. The transcript has 7 exons. The record is from RefSeq and is a predicted model, not a curated record. Gene Ontology annotation, molecular function: protein binding. The coding region runs from base 1 to 1773 and encodes 590 amino acids.